This is a messenger RNA of Nerophis lumbriciformis (worm pipefish), 1011 nucleotides long. RefSeq names its product small integral membrane protein 22 (gene smim22). Gene Ontology annotation, biological process: regulation of cell population proliferation. NCBI's taxonomy places the organism in Eukaryota, Metazoa, Chordata, Actinopteri, Syngnathiformes, Syngnathidae. The record is from RefSeq and is a predicted model, not a curated record.
AAAGUGUGUACUUUACAUUUGACAAUAAAUUCGAAACAAAUACAAAAAUACAUACACCGUAUUAUUAUUAGUAUUGUUAAUGUAUUGUGAAAUUAAAUAUUUAAUGCAGACAAUUUUCAGUGAAAUAAUCUCUACCUUAUAAGUGCGACAACAAGGUUGGCGCAGGUGAAUUUCUCAACCCGGAAAUAAGUUGAAUAAAAAACAAAGGGCGCCGUUAAGGCAAGUCGUACAUCUGGCAAGGUGAUUUGCGAAGCAGAGUCGUCAUGGGGUCAGGGAACAGCGUAGAGGACUUGAAGGAUAAUUUCAAUGAUGUGGUCUCCAGACUGCAGUCCAAGCAGUUGUUCCAGUCCGACUGGGACAUUGUCUUCUUUGCCGUCUUCUUCACCUUCAUCGGUGUGAUUGUGCUGCUGGGAACUCUCAUCCUCAUCCGCUGCUGCUGCUGCUGCCACCAGAAGACCGGGCGAAAGAAAGUUGGCAUAGACAAUUUGUCUCUGGAACCAUGACAACAUUAUUAAUAAAACGUUAAUUACACGUUAAUAACACAAUUGUUUUAGCACAGAGAAUGUGUCUCUGGAACCAUGACAACAUUAUUAAUAAAACGUUAAUUACACGUUAAUAACACAAUCGUUUUAGCACAGAGAAUGUGUCUCUGGAACCAUGACAACAUUAUUAAUAACACGUUACAUUACACGUUAAUAACACAAUAAUAAUUUUGGCAUAGAGAAUGUGUCUCUGGAACCAUGACAACAUUAUUAAUAACACGUUAUAUUGCACGUUAAUAACUGAAUAAUUUUGGCAUAGCGAAUGUGUCUCUGGAACCAUGACGACAUUUUCGCUUCAGUCAGCAAACUUCUUGCAAAACUUUCAAAAGUGAUUUAAAAAAUUUAAAAAAAUUAAAACAAUUGUUGCUCUUCUCUUUCGUGAUUUUUACUCCACAAGAUGGAACUUUGUCAUUUUAUUGGAUCAAAAUAUUUUCUUACACUUGAAUGUCAUUUUGUGAAUAAAUUGUUA